Messenger RNA from Coregonus sp. 'balchen', 1954 nucleotides. The record is from the annotation of a GenBank genome assembly. Lineage: Eukaryota; Metazoa; Chordata; Actinopteri; Salmoniformes; Salmonidae.
AUGGCCCUAUGGGGCCUGGUCAAAAGUAGUGAACUAUGAAGGGAAUAGGGUGUCAUUUGGGACACAGACCUAGUCUACUGGGUAUUUUAAAAACUACUAUUAUAAGCCUCAAGACCAGGAUCCCAGCUGAAUGGCUGCUUACAAUUUUCACAAGAAAGAGUGUGAACUUGGUUUAAUUAGCAACAUCUGCUGCUACUAAGGCGCACCGAGCCCAAGGUGACGGAGUACUACUCACCACACCAUUGUAGUGAUAAAACACUGCUUAAAAUAAAGCCGAAAGCCGCUGAGUAGAUGAGUCUUUGAGGGGUGUUGUUUAACAUGGCCUGCGUGUAAUAGCUUGGUUUUUAUUGAAGUGUUGCAUAUAGAAUACACUUCAAUAUUUCCGAUAUAAAAAUAAAUCAAUAAAAUAUCAUACAAACAGUAGAUAAUAUCAGGAUCCUGUGUGUAGUAGACUAACCUCUGGCUUCUCUUCUCUCCUCAGGUCAGGAAGGGUGUGUCUAGGACCCAUUUGUCCCACUUGGACAGAGAUCUUUUUUGGCAGUAGGGGGGAGCUGCCUGUGCCCAUUUCCUGUGAUCCCCAGUGCUGUUUCCCGUGUCUAUUGAGUUGGAGCAGCGACUCUCUGGUGCCCCACUGGCUGAGCCUGGCUUGGUCAUGAGUGUGGUUGGGGCGCACCGCUACAGCAUCGUGUCCUCGGAGGAAGAAGGCCUGCGUCUCGGUGCCAUGCCUGCCGUCACAAUAGGCAACGGCUUCGGCAAUGGCAAGAUCCAUACGAUGCGCCGCAAGUGCCGCAGCCGCUUCGUGAACAAGAACGGCCAGUGCAAUGUGCGCUUCUCACACAUGGACGAGAAGUCGCAGCGCUACAUGUCGGACAUCUUCACCACGUGCGUGGACAUCCGCUGGCGCUGGAUGUUCCUGAUGUUCACACUGGUGUUCGUGGUGUCCUGGCUGGCAUUCGGCCUGGCCUUCUGGGUCAUCGCUUUGCUUCACGGGGAUAUGGACAACCCGGGUGGUGGAGACAAUAACUUCACCCCUUGCGUUCUGCAGGUCAACAGCUUCGUGGCCGCCUUCCUGUUCUCCGUGGAGACCCAGGCCACAAUUGGUUAUGGCUUCCGCUGCGUAACGGAGGAGUGCCCCUCGGCCGUCUUCAUGGUGGUCUUCCAGUCCAUCUUCGGUUGCAUCAUCGACUCCUUCAUGAUCGGCGCCAUUUUAGCCAAGAUGGCGCGGCCUAAGAAGCGUGCAGAGACUCUGCUGUUCAGCAACAAUGCAGUGAUUGCCAUGCGGGACGGGAAGCUGUGCCUUAUGUGGAGGGUGGGCAACCUGAGGAAGAGCCACAUGGUGGAGGCCCACGUCAGGGCCCAGCUCAUCAAGCCCCGCAUCACAGAGGAGGGUGAGUACAUCCCCCUGGACCAGAUCGACAUCAACGUAGGGUAUGACACGGGCAUCGACCGCAUCUUCCUGGUCUCCCCGCUCACCAUUGUGCACGAGAUCGAUGAGGAGAGCCCCCUGUUCUGCAUCAGCAAGCAGGACCUGGAGUUGUCCGACUUUGAGAUAGUGGUGAUACUUGAAGGGAUGGUGGAAGCCACAGCCAUGACAGCGCAAGCUCGCAGCUCCUACCUGUCAUCAGAGAUCCUGUGGGGUCACCGCUUCGAGCCUGUCGUCUUCGAGGAGAAGAGCCAGUACAAAGUGGAUUACGCUCACUUUCACAAAACCUUCGAGGUGCCGUCCACCCCCCAGUGCAGUGCUAAGGACAUGACGGAGAUGGAGGAUGAGGACAAGGAUCCUACACCCACCGCCAACUCUUUCUGCUAUGAGAAUGAGCUGGCUUUCAUCAGCCGGGAUGAGGAAGAGGAUGAGGAGGGGGAGGAGGAUGGGGACAGGGUGCCAGAGCUGGAGAGACUGCAGGCCACCGUCGGCCUAGACCAGAGGUCAUAUCGUAGAGAAUCAGAGAUAUGA